Pseudoliparis swirei is the source of this 3431-nucleotide messenger RNA. RefSeq names its product intracisternal A particle-promoted polypeptide (gene klhl27). The transcript is spliced from 10 exons. Gene Ontology annotation, molecular function: actin binding. The coding region runs from base 94 to 1869 and encodes 591 amino acids. The record is from RefSeq and is a predicted model, not a curated record. NCBI's taxonomy places the organism in Eukaryota, Metazoa, Chordata, Actinopteri, Perciformes, Liparidae.
GCCAGCAUCCUCAUCAGUAAACUUCUGGUUCAUGUGUCUUUCAGGUCUGUUUCAUGCUGGACUCACUGAAGAGGAGGGCCGACCCCAGCUGCUAUGUCCUCCACCUCAACAUCCACUGGCUGUGGUGGUGAUGCUACAGCUGACAUGGCUCUGCUGGCCUCAGACCGCUACGCCAGACUCAUCCUGGCCCAGAUGAACAAGAUGCGCCUCCGCACCGAUUUCUGUGAUGUGGGGCUGAGGGUCGGCAGCCGAGUUUUCAGGGUCCACAGACUGGUGCUCGCUGCAAGCAGCCCUUACUUCUCCGCCCUAUUUUCCGGGAGGAUGAUGGAGGCGGAUAAGGAGGAGGUUCAGAUCCUCGGAGUGGAGACUGAAGUCUUUGAAGUUUUGCUGGACUUCAUAUACACAGGCGUGAUCAGUGUGACAGUGGAUAACGUUCAGGAGAUGAUGGUGGCAGCAGACAUGCUGCAGUUGAUCGAGGUGGUGUCUAUCUGUGGAGAGUUCCUCCAGGGCCACAUGGACCCAUCCAACUGCGUGGGCAUCUUUCAAUUCCUGGAGCAGAUUGCCUGCAUGGACAUGUUGGAGUUUACUGAGAACUACAUCCAUGUUCACUUUCUAGAGGUGUGUGUCACCGAUGAGUUCAGAGGCUUGUCAACAGAACAGCUGGUGAGGCUGAUAAGAAGUGAAGAGCUGAGAAUUGAGGAUGAGUACCAGGUAUUCACUGUAGCCAUGGACUGGGUUCUCCAAGAUGUGGCAAAAAGGAAAAAACAUGUAGUGGAGGUGUUGGAACCCGUCCGCUUCCCUCUGCUUUCUCCACAAAGACUGUUCAAGUACAUAGAAGGUAUUACCGACUUUAGCCUGCGGGUGGCACUGCAGACGCUGCUGAAGGAAUACACUGAAGUCACAAAGUCUCCCAAAGAAAAUAAGAUGUACAGUCUGCUACAACCAGCCAAAAUGAGACCCAGAAGAAAAGCCAGGAAAUACCUCUAUGCCAUAGGAGGCUAUACUCGGUUGCAGGGUGGCCGCUGGAGUGACAGCCGAGCACUGAGUUGUGUGGAGCGCUUCGACACCUUUAACCAGUACUGGACCACAGUGUCGUCCCUGCACCAGGCCCGCAGCGGGUUGGGGGUCGCAGUACUGGAGGGCAUGAUCUAUGUGGUGGGAGGGGAGAAAGACUCAAUGAUUUUUGACUGCACUGAGAGAUACGACCCAGUGACCAAGCAGUGGGCCGCUGUGGCGUCCCUGAACUUUCCGCGCUGUGGAGUUGGUGUCUGCCCCUGCCAUGGAGCUCUGUAUGCACUCGGUGGGUGGAUUGGCUCUGAGAUUGGGAAGACCAUGGAGCGGUACGACCCGGAGGACAACAAGUGGGAGGUCAUCGGCAGCAUGGCGGUGCCUCGUUACUAUUUUGGCUGCAGCGAGCUACACGGAUUUAUUUACGUGAUUGGAGGAAUCAGUGAUGAAGGAAUGGAGCUGCGGUCAGCCGAGGUGUAUGACCCCAUCUCCCGCCGAUGGAGCGCUCUGCCCGCCAUGGCCACGCGUCGGGCCUAUGUGGGCGUCGCCUGCCUAAAUAACUGCAUUUACGCGGUGGGCGGCUGGAAUGAGGCACUAGGUGUACUGGAGACGGUGGAGAAGUUCAGUCCAGAAGAGGAGAAAUGGGUUGAAGUGGCCCCAAUGUCUACUGCUCGUGCAGGCGUGUCAGUGUCCGCUGUUAAUGGGCUGCUGUACGCCGUCGGUGGCAGAGCCGCCAGCCGAGACUUCUCUGCCCCGGUGACGGUGGACUCUGUGGAAAUCUAUGACCCUCAUCUGGAUACCUGGACUGAAGUUGGCAACAUGAUCACCAGCCGCUGUGACGGUGGGCUGGCUGUGCUCUGAUAGUCAGCAAUAUUCAAAUUGUGGACAUCCAUAUCAGCACUUGAAUCAUCCCAAAACUGAAAAAAAAGCUGCACCUUAAGAAACACAAAAUGGUGUUUCUGUCUCAAGUCGGCUUUCACCCGAUUGUAGAUGUUAUUUAUACGUCUUUCCGUUUUAUUUGUCCAGAACAUUUGACAUUAAUUGAACAUGACAGCGGAUCUGAAACUGGAAAACUGCCAAAACUUCUUCCACGACUCGUCCGUGUCUCUAUUUUGAAUUCACAAAAUAUCUUUACAGAAAUAUCAGUGAAAACUCAUUUGUAUUUGAAGACGAAGCGAUCUUUGCGAUAAGGAUAUUUUUCAUAGCAGAGGAGUUCUAUUUUAGACAGAGUUCUGCUUCUCAAGUCGACUCUUUGGGGAACUGUUCUUGGAUAAGACGUGAAACCACUUUUUAUUGGUUUGUUUUCUCUUUAUUUUUCCUCAAAGAAAUGUUUGAAGUGAGUGUGUUGCUACUUGGAAGAUGUAUCAAACCACUGGAGCCUGUUUUAUAUUGGAACCAAAGUCUUAUGGUAAGUGGUUCCUGUAAACAAUGAUGAAGUUGAACAGCACUCCACUGCUGUCCCACUAGUGCAGUUAUCACACAGUCAUUUCCACUGGAUUAUUUUUGUAUAUAUGAUACUGUAUAUAAUAGUGCCUCUUAAUCACUAUUUACAAUCAAUCGAGCAAUUGAUUGUCCUGUCAUUUCACUCAUCAGUUUCACAUGACAUUACUCAAAUUGAAAUUUUAACGUUCUGAUGUCGAGAUACACAUAAGACAAUGUCCAUAGUUAUGUAGAAAUAUUUCGUGAAAGUAUCUCAUCAUGUUUGCUCUUUGGAUGUUGGAGUUCAUCACGGUUGCUGACUGAUUGAAGUCGUUGCAGUUACAGAAUUUAAUAGUAAAAGCGUCUUUUAUUGAUUGCUUUUCAAACUAAAAUAACUUCCUAAUAGUCAUGUUAUGACAGGGUUUAAACUUCACCUGCAUUACCUCUCCUUACUUUGGAUAGUUAGGCCGAGGGCCUCCUCCACUGUAACAUCCCACUGAUCUUACACAUACAAGACAAACAUCUGACUUGACUACGUAGACUUGCAAGAGAUUUUCUGCACAGUGCAAACAAGGUAAUGUUAGACCGCUUCCCUUCAGCUCUGCCACCAAACUCGGCACUCAUUAUUUACACGGAACAUUGACGCAUGUCCAUCUCCAGUUAAACUCAUUGCGAUACAUUUAGACUGGUGUGAAAAUGUAACACCUUUAUGUAACGAAUUAAAAUUCCGGUUUCUGAAUCAUAUUGUGAAUUGAAAAAUCGUUACGGAGGUUUUUGAACACUGACUUAUCAGUUUGGAAUUGUAAAAGAAAGGUAGGCAAAUAGUCCAAUGUUUAUUGACCAAGCUGCAAAUGAAAAAUUGUCAUUCAAACACAUUUCAAUAAGGGUUUUUUGUGUCAAGUCUCUUUUCAGCAAAGAAUGAUUUUGCAAAUAUUUUCUGAUAAAUGUUUCAUUUCAAAGUCUGUCUUGUUCUACAUUUUAAACUAACUGGAAAAGUAUGUGCC